AUGCUUCUAUUGUUUUUAUAUCUAUCUAUCUAUCUAUCUAUCUAUCUAUCUAUCUAUCUAUCUAUCUAUCUAUCCUUGACAAAGUCGACAUUCUAUCUAUCUAUCUAUCUAUCUAUCUAUCUAUCUAUCUAUCUAUCUAUUUAUCUCAUUCUGUUUCUAUCUAUCUAUCUAUCUAUCUAUCUAUCUAUCUAUCUAUCUAUCACAGUUUGUUUCUUUCUUUCUAUCAAUCUAUCUAUCCCAUUCUGUUUCUAUCUAUCUAUCUAUCUAUCUAUCUAUCUAUCUAUCACAUUCUUCGACAAUCUAUCUAUCUAUCUAUCUAUCUAUCUAUCUAUUUAUCUCAUUCUAUUUGCAUCUAUCUAUCUAUCUAUCUAUCUAUCUCUCUAUCUAUCUAUCUCAUUCUAUUUGUAUCUAUCUAUCUAUCUAUCUAUCUAUCUAUCUAUCUAUCUAUCUAUCUAUCUCAUUCUAUUUACAUCUAUCUAUCUAUCUAUCUAUCUAUCUAUCUAUCACAGUUUGUUUCUUUCUUUCUAUCAAUCUAUCUAUCCCAUUCUGUUUCUAUCUAUCUAUCUAUCUAUCUAUCUAUCUAUCUAUCUAUCUAUCUAUCACAUUCUAGAGGUUGAUAUGUCGCGAAACAAAGUCGACAAUCUAUCUAUCUAUCUAUCUAUUUAUCUCAUUCUAUUUGCAUCUAUCUAUCUAUCUAUCUAUCUCUCUAUCUAUCUAUCUCAUUCUAUUUGUAUCUAUCUAUCUAUCUAUCUAUCUAUCUCAUUCUAUUUACAUCUAUCUAUCUAUCUAUCUAUCUAUCUAUCUAUCUAUCUAUCUAUGAGACAGGAAUCUUGUCCUUCCAUUUCUUUUUGUUUGACGCUCUCUCUGUCUGUGCAAACAACACUCACUUUCCUUUCUUGUAAUCCUUCUCAACACUUUUGCUGUCAUUUUUCUCGAUUUUUUUCUUCUUGUGAAUUAAAAAAGAACGUUAUUUUUUCUUUAUCCACUCUUUUUUCUUUCGCUGUAUUUCUUUCGGUUUUCAUUACCUUCCUUCUUAAUAGAUUCUAUUUUCCACUUGUCAUUUCUUGUUUUCCAUUUCUUACUCUUUACUGUUGUAGUCCACUUUCCUGGUGA
Molecule: messenger RNA, 1113 nt
Organism: Acanthosepion pharaonis
Lineage: Eukaryota; Metazoa; Mollusca; Cephalopoda; Sepiida; Sepiidae
Source: the annotation of a GenBank genome assembly